Spodoptera frugiperda (fall armyworm) is the source of this 2470-nucleotide messenger RNA. Its product is annotated as tyrosine-protein kinase-like otk. The transcript is spliced from 18 exons. Lineage: Eukaryota; Metazoa; Arthropoda; Insecta; Lepidoptera; Noctuidae. Gene Ontology annotation, molecular function: ATP binding; transmembrane receptor protein tyrosine kinase activity. Gene Ontology annotation, cellular component: signaling receptor complex. The record is from RefSeq and is a predicted model, not a curated record. Gene Ontology annotation, biological process: multicellular organism development; protein phosphorylation; positive regulation of kinase activity. The coding region runs from base 221 to 2269 and encodes 682 amino acids.
GGCUUUGAAGCUCCGGCCGCCGAGUUCGUUUGCCCAACUUUGUUCAUCGUAUUCGACGGCGCCGCCCGGCCGGUUGUCCUCUCUGUAUAUUGUUUACAUCCAUAUUCCUACAACCAAACAUGCCUGCCUAACAUAAUUUAAACAAAAAAUGUACGUGUGCAAGUUAAAAAACGAAUUUUAUUAGCAAGUGUUGCAAAUUUAUGUGAUAAAGUGCGUUAAAAUGUGCGUGAUGCGUCCGAUCUUGGUGGUUAUGCUCUUCCUAUCCGGUUUCGAGCACUCAUUCGGAUCCGAAGAUGUAGUGCACCACUCCGCUCAUAGAAUACGCAACCACAGAGUUGGCAGACGACACCGGGCUGUGAAUGAUGGCGAGCUGCAUUUUGAACCGGAGCCCUAUAGUAAGAAACUGGAACUGAAUUCUUCUGGGAAAAUACAUUGUAAAGUCGCUGGUGGUGUCGCUCCAACAGUACAAUGGUAUUUGAACGACGAGGAACCCCUACCAGAGGGCGUGACCUCUGCAAAUGGCACGCUGAUGGUAGCUGACGCGGAGCGGCGUCACUCUGGCCAGUACACCUGCAAGGCGGUGGAUGGAGAGCAAUCCAUUACUGCUAAAAUCAGUCUUGAUGUUGUUGUGACUCCUCGAGUAGUGGAGCCGUCCCCGGGGCAACAGCUGCACGUGACGGUGGGGCAGACGGCCGUGCUGAACUGCGUGGCCACCGGGGACCCGCCCCCCACCACGCACUGGGACAGGAACCUCGCUAUAUUGGGGAAACAACAAGAUGGCGGAGUGGAGGUAGAAGAUGGAGUCAACGCUUCCAUAGCAAGACUGGUGUUAAUGAACAACGGUUCGCUGGUGAUCCGCAACGUGUCGGCCCCGGACGCGGACCGGUACGGCUGCACGGCCGGCAGCGCCGCCGGACUGGCGCGGAACGAACUGCAGCUCGUUGUGCAUCAAGAAGGAGAGCUCCCCCCUCAGGAGUCGAGUGGGGUGGCAGGCAAGGCGGUGGUGGUGUCCAUCUCGGUGGCCGGCGCAUACAUGGUGCUGGUACUGGCGCUCAUGGUCUACUGCAGGAGGCGGAGGCUCCGCAGGCGGCAGAGAGGCGAGAAAAUGGAGUUAGAGAUGACAGAAGGGCGGGAGAAGUUGGUAGAAGAUGGGGAAGAAGAGAAACAGAAGGUGAACGGAGCAGCCUUGCAGAACGGCAGACUGUUAGCGCAUGAUAAGGAUAGCGGUGCAGAUAACUCGGAGGUGUCUGGUGUGUCCCGUGCGUCCAAAAAAUCUGGUCAGUUCGAACAUCUGUCUGUACCACGGAGUCUGCUCACUGAACAGAUUACACUGGGUCGUGGUGAGUUCGGCGAGGUAAUGCUAGCCAAGAUAGACAUGUGCCAGCUGAACAAGUUGCGGAACAAGGAGGGCCUGGACGCGGACGGCGAGCCCAAGCUGCGGCCUGUACUCGUCAAGGCACUCACUGCUAAAGACGAGGUUCAGUUGGCGGAGUUCCGUCGCCAGUUGGAGUUGUUCUCCCGCGUGCGGCACGACAACAUGGUGCGGCUGCUGGGGCUCUGCAACGACGCCGACCCGCACUACAUGUUACUGGAACAUACCGACUGGGGAGAACUAAAGAAGUUCCUAAUAGCGACUCGUUCCCCGGAGGAGAACGCGGAGUACGUGUCCCGCGUGGGCGCGGCGCACGCCCCUCUGGUGCCGGCCCGGGCCUGCGCCCCGCUGGGGGCCGAGCACCGCGCGCUGCUGGCCGGACAACUCGCCGCCGCACUCGCCAAGUGCGCCGCGCACAGGUUCACGCACCGCGACAUAGCGGCCCGGAACUGCGUGAUAACGUCGAAGCUGCAGCUGAAGCUGUCGUACCCGGCGCUCACCCGCGGCCCCGACUCGCACGAGUACUUCAAGCUGCACGAACAGGUGAUCCCCCUCCGCUGGCUGCCCCCCGAGGCGGUGUUGGAGGGGGACUACUCCACCAAGUCCGACGUCUACAUGUUCGCCGUCACCGUCUGGGAGAUCUAUACCAAAGGAGAGUUGCCAUUCGCGAAAUUGAACGACAACUCUGUGUUGGAGCGAGUGAAGGCGGGCACUCUCGACUGGAUGAUCCCGGACUCAAUGCCCGAGCCAAUGGCGGCGCUACUUAAACGUUGUUGGAGUAAAUCCCCAUCAGACCGGCCGCAGUUCACAGAGAUAUACGAACAGAUCACAGCCAUACUGCAAGACAUCACAUCGGAAAACACAUCGCAGAAGUCACAGGACAAGGCUGAAGAAUAGACUUUAGCUCUAUUUGAAUAAGGUUUAAUUUACUUUGACAGUUUCAUGUGAUUAAGGUUUAGUUUUCUUUAGCUCACAUCACAAAAGUCUUGGAAUAAAGUUGAGAGGGAGAUACAAGCAUUUAAGACUAAUGGUAAUAGUUUAUACCAUUUGUGACUUUAUUUAGGGCCAUCCAUUAAUUACGUCACACGUUAAAGGGGG